Messenger RNA from Hibiscus syriacus, 4438 nucleotides. Its product is annotated as Fanconi anemia group I protein. Gene Ontology annotation, biological process: DNA repair. Lineage: Eukaryota; Viridiplantae; Streptophyta; Magnoliopsida; Malvales; Malvaceae. The transcript is spliced from 13 exons. Gene Ontology annotation, molecular function: DNA polymerase binding. The coding region runs from base 1 to 4233 and encodes 1410 amino acids. The record is from RefSeq and is a predicted model, not a curated record.
AUGGCCACCAUGGAAACGGAAGCGCCGCCAUUGAACGACGUCGAUAUCGUCCGUUUAGCCCAACGAAAACAAUUUUCGAACAGCCACCAGCAAUCCAACACUUCCCUGCCUCCGUUUCUCCUCUCUCCCCACUCUCACAAGCUCCUCCUCUCUUACCUCCACUCACGCGCCGCCUCUCCUUCUCCCUCCUCCGCCGUUUCCGAAUACGUCACCUCCCUCCUCUCCCUCAUUUCCCUCUCUCCUGAAACACCCGCUGUCUAUUCUUUGCUCUCUUCUCUUCUCUCAUCAUACACUCGAAUAUUCCCUUCGCUUCCCCACGACUCAAAUUCCCUCAAAACAAUCACUUUUUUCCAUACCCUUUUGAUCCAUAUCCCUUUGGACGACCUCAAGUCAGUUAGUGAUUCGGUUGUAUCAGGUCUACCAGUGGUUGUUACAGUAGAUGAUUGCCAACUAUUUGAUCUUUUGCCUCAAUGUUUUGAGUUUAUUCGCAACGGGGAGGAAAAGGGAGGGGAUUACGUGAAUUCGAUUGUGGACAAGAUUUUUGAUUCCCAAUGGUCAAAAGGGUUUUUGCUUAAAAUGGUUUCCAUCGCCAAAGAGUUUAAUUUUCUUGAUAAAAUGAGAGGGAAGGAGUUUUUGGAGAAAGUUUUUGCGGGGAUUAAAAGUGUGGAUUUGAUGGAUUUGCCUUCCAUUGUUUAUCAGUUAUUAGUUUUGGCUUCAAAAGGAUUCAAUAAAAGGGAGAUUCUUGAAGGGAUUGUGUGGUUUUUUGGGUCUAAAUCGGGUUCAAAAAUGGCUUCAACAGUUAGGCAAGUUGAGGGGACUGUUUUGUUGCAUGUUAAUUUUGCGGUGAAGCAGGAUCCUUCAUUGGGGAAAGAGGUUUUGGGUCUAGUCAAAUCAGAUCUUCGAGCUUUUAAUCAUUUCACGGUGGCUGUUUUAUUGUCGGUGUCAAGGGUACGGAGGUUCAGUGAAAGCUCAAUGGCUAUUUUGAAAACAGCAUUGCUUACAGCUUACCGUGACUAUAAAUUCACCAAAGAAUGCAAAUGGAUACCAGAUGAUAUCAAGGAAGAAUAUCUGAGUAGUGUUACAGUGGUCGAAAAGUCCUUGUUAAGAGCUGUAAAUGAGAGCAACUAUGGGAGGGAGCAGAUGGUGCCUAGUAUUUUGCAAUUUGGUUUUAUCUUGCUAGAGUCAGUUGAGGAGGCAAACUGCAAAGUGCUCAGCGUUUCUGAUGGUCUCCUUGGCAUUGAAGAUCUUGGUAUUCAGAUGCUGAAAACUCUAUUUGAGGUUCAUGAUAUGGCAAGAAAUGAGAUUAUCGAGCAAAUCAAGUUUCACAUUCUCUCUUUGAAGCCAGAGUUGAGUAGGCUGAUAAUAAGGCUGCUUUGUCAUCUCAUCCAGUGUUAUCCUUACCCUAUGUUGGAACAUGUUCCUCGGCUUAAGGAAUUGUUGGAUUACUUCACUUUCAUGGAUGGAAAAAUUGCCUCUUAUCUUGUUAGUGCUCUUUUGCCUCUCAUCAGAUUCAGCCGUGAUCUUCGGGAUUACACUAUUUUGGCUGUGCGCAAGGCUUUUUUCAGAAGAGAAGAUACAGUUCGUGUUGCAGCAACAAAUUCUAUUAUUGAACUUAUACUUGCAGAGAAGCAACCUAAGGAGGGUGGCUUGUUUUCUCUCCAGGACUCGUCAAGUCAAGCAAGCUGCAGUCAGCAAGCUGACAUACCUUGCAGUAUGGGGGGAGAUCUAUUUCAGGAGUUGAGUGCUUUGCUGCAGAGAUGUUUAUAUCAGCAGGCAAAGGUGAAGGAAGUGAUGUAUCAAGGACUAGUGAAGCUUGUUCUAGCGGAUCCGGCAAUUGGAGGGCUAGUCUUUGAUUUUCUCUUACCUCAUUUUCUGCAGUUUUUCAAAGAGGGUUCAGAUGUCCAAUUAGGAGUCAGCUCUUGCAUUAGGUUGGAAAAUGGCAAAGUAAUUAUUCAGGAGCCCCUGGAUAGCCUUCUUUCUUGUGUUUCCUGGAUUUUGCUUCUUCAGACACAUGGCAAAACCAAUCAACCCUUGGAUUCUAUUGGGGCGUGUUUCGGUUUCUCCCUUUCUCAAGAGAAUGAGGAUGUUAGGAACAUGUCUACUGAGGUGUUUACUGGUGCUUUAUUGAAGAUUCGAAAGUUUCUAAGAAAUGCAAAUUUGGAAGACAUUCUUGGUUGUACUCGUGAUGGCUCUGCAUCUACUCAUGAUGGCUCUGUAUCUGCUCUUGAAGAGAAACGGAAAUGUUGCGCGUUAAUUUUGUCUGGAGUUGUUGAGGUGGUAUUGAAUGCCAUUGCAAUGGAUUUGGAGAAAGCAACGGAUCAAAAGAAGGUUGAACUUGAAAAGGAGAUUAUUCAAUUUAUUGACCUUCAUGAUUCAUUGGCAAAGGAGGCAAGUACUUCAAGACAAAGCAAUGCUGGCAAAAGACCAAAUUUACGAGCUACUGCAAAUGAUACAACGGAUAACCUUGACUCAGGCAACACCAAAUUGACACAAGAGCAUACCCCUUUCUUGGCAACGUCAAGCAUCUAUCAGUUAUUGCUAAUAGCACUGAAGCUAUACAGUAUGGAAAGCUCUGACAUCGAAGCAGCUUCACAGAAUCAUAGCCAGUCAUCCUUGAGCAAGACAUCAACAUGUUGUAAGAUUGUUUUGUUUGCUUUGAAUGCUUCCCUUCAUCAUGUAAAAUCUUUAGUCACCAAGGGAAAUGAUGAUCCGGUGAAGAAGUUGAUCUAUGGGGAAAUCAAUAUGCUGGGGCCUCCUUUGCUUAGAUUAACACUUUUGCUCAAACUGGGUUCAAAUGUCACAACUAGUCAGAAGAAAAAAGAAAGCAAGGGGAAAAAAGAUUCUGAGGGAAGAAAGGAAUAUCUCCAUCUUGCUUUACUUUCCCUGAAGGAAAUGAUAACAAUCAGUUUGAGCGGUUCUCGUUUGACUCAAUUGCUUGAAAAUCUGUUGUUGGUUCCUGAACUCAAGAAUGUUGAUUUGCAUGAUGAAUGUGAUCAAGCCUCUGAAAUUGAUGACCAAGAUAUAAGAAGCAAAGAGUUAUUCAUUCGGAGAUAUUUGAAGCCGUUGCUCAUGGAUCUUGUGAAACUAUCAGCUCUUCGUACUGUUGAGAUUCUUUGUGAUGUCAUGUUGAUGAUUUGUCACAAAUUGCCCUGCAAAUGGACAAACUCUCAUGGAGAUUGGGCUAUUCAUACUUGCAAAUCGUACAAGACAACGAACUCUAGCAUUGCGAAAACCAUGGUUAGACUAGCCAUCAAUUUGAGCUCACCACCAACAGAUUUGCUUGUGGCUCAAGACAUGUUAAAGGAGCUACUAAAGUUUAUAGGAUCAAACAACAGCGACUCAUCUCAAGUCUCGGAAUACCUCGUCAUAAACCAAUCAACAGCCAGUGCUAUAGCUUCUUGUCUAUUUCAAAUAACAGACACUGUCAUUUUAGACAUGGAUUGGUCAACUAAAAAACUAAAGUCAGCUUCACAAUUUUCUCACAGAACCAUUCAUCAAAGCCAGAACAGAGAGUGUUAUCCGGGUUUUGUAUUCGAGGAAAAUGUUUAUUCGAGGGUUAAAGCUGUUGUCGAGCUUUUAUCUUCUUUUGUUUUGAUGAGCCUCAAGGAUAGUCAAGCAGAGCAUUUUCUUAGAUUAACUGCAAGAUUUUACAAGAAUUUAGCUCAGAUUUCAAAGCUCAGGAUUGCUCCUAAAGGUCACAAGCAGCUCUUACCAAGCCUUCAAUUCCAGAAGCUUGUUGAACUAACUUGCAAGGAGCUCACCGUUCCACUCUAUAACUUCGUGGCAGAGAUGCAACAAGCUCAACAAGGGAGCACAAACAGCAAAGGAAUGGUAAACAAGAUCAAGAGGGAGAACAAAUGCAUCCCGGAGCUGAUAUUUCAGAUUGAAGAUUAUGAAAAACAUCUGAUUCGACUCAGCAAAGCCACGAAGAUGAACUUAUUGAAACAUGCUAAACGCAGCACUUCACGAGACUUCAAAAUCUUGGACCCAACAACAAAUGUUGUAGGACAAGAUGUUCCCACCAAUGGUGGACAUGGAAAUGACAAUGAGAACGAAACAUGCAGCGACUCUGAAGAUGACAACAACAAUGGUGAAAAUGGUUCAUAUAAGGUGUUGUCACAUGAACAAGUGGAGUCUGAAACCGAUGCUGCUGAUGAUGAUGGAGCUGCUGAUGUCCCAACUAUCAAGAGGGCGAAAAGGUCUAGCAUUGUUCAUGAUUCCGAUGAAGAUUGAGCAAUGUUGAUUUAAGGAUUUAAGGAUUGCACUUGUAACAAGGUAUGCAAACAAUUUUCUCUGGUAAAAUACGCCUCCUUUUGCCCCUCAAAUAGGGCUGUAAAUGGACAGAAAGGUGGUCAUGCCUCAACAUUGAAGAUGAAGACGUAUAAGAUGUAUAUGUGAUGUAAGCAGUCCGUUGGCAAAUCCCGUGUUUAGCUUUGGA